This is a messenger RNA of Saccoglossus kowalevskii, 3227 nucleotides long. RefSeq lists its product as uncharacterized. Gene Ontology annotation, molecular function: microtubule binding; microtubule motor activity; ATP binding. Gene Ontology annotation, cellular component: microtubule associated complex. NCBI's taxonomy places the organism in Eukaryota, Metazoa, Hemichordata, Enteropneusta, Harrimaniidae. Gene Ontology annotation, biological process: spindle elongation; mitotic spindle organization; microtubule-based movement. The record is from RefSeq and is a predicted model, not a curated record.
AUGGACUCGCAGUCAGACAACACAGAUUCGCCACUGAGUGACACGGCAGAGCCUACGUCAGAAAAAGCAGAUACGCGAGUAAAUACUUUAUCGGGUCUCUCUCAACAUUCAACUCGGAGUUCAUUAACCUCGGCUCCAGAUGCUCAUUUUGUCCAAGAUGAAUCUGAGGAUAGCAGUAUUAAAGUAGUUGUGAGGGUAAGACCAUUGAACGAUGGUGAAAUAACACGGCAUGACAGUAUGGCUAUUGAAUUGCCUGGUAACAAUAAUGUUGUGAUUGAUCAGCCUGGAAAAAAGAAGUCAUUCACAUUCAAUGCUGUGUUUGAACUCAGCGCAAGUCAACAAGAUGUUUUUGACAAUUGUGGCAUAAAACAACUGAUUGAAAUGUCUAUUGAUGGAUAUGCCAGUACUGCAUUUGCAUAUGGACAAACUGGUUCAGGGAAAACAUAUACUAUAACUGGUCCAUUCAACUUGAAUGAAAAUCCAAACCCUGAAUUGUAUGGAAUGAUCCAAAGAUCAUUUGAGUAUUUAUUUAUGAACCUUCAGAAGAAUACGGAUAAAGCUGGUAUUACUUAUACUUUAAGUGCUUCCUAUUUAGAAAUUUACAAUGAACAGGUCAAAGACUUGUUAAAUCCGUCCCAACGAGACAAUUUACUUGUAAGGUGGUCCAAAACUAAAGGAUUUUAUGUAGAAAAUUUAUUCCUUGUGGAAUGUGAGACGAUAGAUGAUAUGCUAGCAGUAUUGGAAGAAGGUUUGAGUUAUCGUCAGACUGGUAGCAAUAACAUCAAUGAACAUUCCAGUCGUAGCCAUAGUAUGCUCACAAUAUUUAUUGACAGUGAAGUGGUAAACGAUGACACACUGUACAUAACUAAACAAGGAAAGUUGAGUUUUGUAGAUUUAGCUGGAAGUGAAAAAAUAAAAGAGUUAGGUAACACCGGAGAUCUUCUGUCAGAAACUACAAAUAUUAACAAAAGUUUGCUCACACUUGGAAAUUGCAUAUCUUCUCUUAGUGAUCCCAAAAAGAAAAAUGGUUAUAUCCCUUAUAGAGAUAGUAAAUUAACUAAACUACUAGCAGACAGUCUAGGUGGGAAUGGAGUUACGCUGAUGAUUGCUUGCGUAUCUCCAUCAACCUACAGUGUAUCUGAAUCCAUGAACACCAUAAGAUAUGCAAACAGAGCCAAGAAAAUCAAGAAUAAACCAGUUAUUAGAAUGGACCCAAGAGAAAAACUUAUCAUGAGUUUAAAACGAGAAUGCAAGUUGCUGCGUUCUGAAAAUGAUUAUCUGAGAACACAGUUCACAAAGAAGUUGAACGGAGGAGAGAUUUUACAAUUACCCAAGAUGCAAACUACAACCAAUGGGCAUGUAGCUGUUAACUCAAGUAAAAACAGUCAAGUUAAGAAGGUGGAGGAUGUGAAAAAAGAGAAAAGUACAAGAAGGGAAAGUACAAACAGUUCUAUAAGUACAAGUUUAAGCAUGAAAUCUGCCGCUGAUAAUGGCUUGUAUGAAAUGCUACAAGAAUAUAUGGUGGAAAAUGAGAACUUGAGGUCUGAAAACAAUGAGUUAGUGGGUUCCAGGGAACGGGCCAGAAGAGAACAUGAGCAUUUAUCAAAAGAAAAUGAUAAACUUGUGCGGAAGAUGGAGGACUUAGAAAGAUAUAGUUUUUUUAGCAGAACCAGCUCUGGAAGAUCGUCCAGACCGUUAGUAUUAGGGAGUGUCAACUCGUCAUGGUCUGAAGCCACUACUGCCCUCUUCCAACAAGACACUACCCCGCAGAUGCAGUACCCGCCCCCUCAGUAUCAACAGCCUUCAUUACUACCUCGACAGUCUCCCCUCCAGCAACCCCCUCCAGGUCAACCCCCUCCAGGACUCCCUGCACAGGCAUUUCAACAGUAUUCUCAACAACAACAGCUGCCGCCCCCACCACCACCACAGCAGGCGUAUCAAGGAAUACCACAUGGCAGCAAUGCUGGAGCCGCAGCUUCAAACCCAACAGUACAAAGAGACACCAGAGUAAAUGGACACCAUCAGCCACCUCUUACUUAUAGAAAAGAACAAGUCCCUCCAAAGAAACAGCUACAUGAACUCCCACCAGUAGACAACAUGAAAGGUGUGCCUAACAAUUACAAGGCAAGCAAACAACCACCAUAUCAACAACAAAAGAUACCAUCUAAACAGGUGUCACCACAGCAACAACAGCAAGUAGUAACAUCCACAAGUAAAAAUAAACCAUUGGAAAGUCCCCGAGGUCAAGAUGGUGGGAGUUAUGUAGAUAGGUUUCAACAGCAGCAGACAUUUAACAAAUCCUAUGGACCUCCAGUGGCAAACCGUCCACAUGAACAGACCACGCCUAGACAGGCAAAUAUCAAUAUACCCCCUGUAAGAGGACUGGAAAGAAAAGAUGAUUACGAGUCAGGUUCACCUCAUCAAACACAGAUACUCAAACAAGUUCCAUUAAGCACUAGAAGUAGCACUGAAAAGCUUGCUAGCAAUAAACAAGUUAAAAGUAAAGCUGAUAACAAAGUAACUUCUGAUCCCUUUCUAAAUGACAUCCCACCAACACCUGUAGCCACUCCCCCUGCAGUGAAAUACACACCAAAAGGAUCACAUCAAAUGUUACAAGUGUCAACAUUGGAUGUAUCCCAAAAUGCAAAGCAACCAGGUAACUGGGAUCAAAUAAAUGAUAAACUACGUGAAGAGCUUCAAGAACUAGAUGGUGAAAUAGAAUACAUGAAAUAUAUGAAUAAGUCUCAGACAUCGACAACAACAACAACAACAAAACCAACAAAUAAACCAGUACCUAAACCAAGGAGAAGAUAAUACUUGGUGAAUUACAGUUAUCGUCAACAUAAGAUAUGUAGCCGUAAUCUGUGACUUCUAAUAUGUUUGAAAGAACAUUGAUGACAAUAUUUCAGGAAUUUUUUGAGAAUGGAUAUUGAUAUUGCAGUCAAUGUGGACAUAUGGACACGUUUCUGAAUGGACCACUGUGCACAAAAUAUUGUUAUUUGCAUGGUUUAAUGUGUUCAAGGUAGCAGCAGAGAAGAAAUACAUUUCUAACUAAAAAAACAAAUUUGUUACUUUCUUGACUGGUGUUUAGCUGUACUGUCACAUAAUGAGCUACAAAAUAACGUUUCUUCGAUUGCUUUUAUUAUUCGUCUUUGAAUUAUGAUGACAAGAUCAGAAAUGUUUUGCAAGUGUGCUCCGAUUUAUGAUUGAAUGCAUAAAAAAGAGCU